Achroia grisella is the source of this 4680-nucleotide messenger RNA. RefSeq lists its product as uncharacterized. The record is from RefSeq and is a predicted model, not a curated record. The transcript is spliced from 14 exons. Bases 1 to 4575 code for a protein of 1524 amino acids. Gene Ontology annotation, cellular component: endoplasmic reticulum. Lineage: Eukaryota; Metazoa; Arthropoda; Insecta; Lepidoptera; Pyralidae.
AUGGAAACGAUAAGUAUACAUCAACCAAUAAAUUUAAAAGUAGUGAAAUUUGAAUUGGAUUUUACUACGUUAAAUUCUGGACCGAGACCUGUGAAAAAGAAGAACGCAAUAAAAGUACCACAAUUAAAAGAUAUAAAGAAACCGCCGAAAUUACCACCACCACAUCCACCACUGUUAAAUAAAGACUAUUCGCAGAAGCAGAAUGUAAAAAAGCUAGUGGAAGAUUUGCUGAGUGAGUUAUACGGUGACCAACAAAACUGGAGUAACGAUAGCAUUGUCGAUUAUAGCCAAGGAUCAACGUCAGCUGCAUCCGUGACCUCUUGUACUGACCAAACUGAUGCCAUCGAACGCAAUUAUCUAGAAUCAUUAGAUAUAUAUGAACUUAAAGAACAAACCGAGGAAUGGGAAAAUAGAUUGAAAAUAACUGGUGAACGUUUGGCAAGGAGCGUCCGAGUCAGAGACCGACUUCGACGACAACAGAAGAGGUUAUGUGCUGCAUUCACUGUUUUGCUUCGACACAUCACGGGCGAGAGUGGCGCGCGGUUUGGCGUGUGUCCAAACGACGGGGGCGAAGGCCCCGGCGAGGGCGGAUACGCUGAAUGGCUGCAUGCUAUGCGGCUUGUCGCCCGCCUGCCUGCCGGCGUUCCGCUACAUUUUCGAAAGAAGUUAUGGCUGACAUUAGCAGAACGUCAUUUGACUGCAAGAGGUGUCGACUGGCCGACAGCGGAACGGGCUUCAUUUCGCGGCACUGCUCAACCCGAUGACACUGAACUGGGAGCUCAAAUUCUCAAGGAUUUACAUCGAACUGGUUGCUCUCUAUUUUGUGGCACAGAAGGACGAGAAAAUCAAGCCAUGCUCCGCAGGGUAUUGUUAGCAUAUGCAAGAUGGAAUAAAGACGUAGGUUACUGUCAAGGCUUCAAUAUGUUAGCAGCAAUAAUACUGGAGGUUAUGGAAAAAUCCGAAUCUGAUUCUUUAAAGGUCAUGAUAUACUUGGUAGAAGCCGUGUUACCCGAAGGCUAUUUCGCAGAUGAUCUUCGUGGACUGUCCGCGGAUAUGGCUGCAUUUAGAGAUUUAUUAAGAAUACGUUUACCUCGACUUGCAAAUCAUAUGGACCAUUUACAAAGGAUAUCAGAUGGUGGAGGUGUAGAACCUCCUCUGCCAGAUGUAUUCACCAUGCAGUGGUUUCUCACUCUGUACGCUACUUGGCUACCGCGGGAAUCAUUGUUGCGUAUUUGGGAUCUGAUCUUACUAGACGGAAAUGAGGUUUUAUUGCUCACAGCACUCGCAAUUUGGGACAUGUUGCAAGACCGUAUAUUAUCUGCGCGCUCAGCAGACGAAUUCUACAGUUGUAUGGGCGGCGGCGCCAGUGCAGUGUGGGCAGCUGGUGAUGGUCUUGUUGCAAAAGUGGUGACAUUUGGAUCUGUACCAGAGUUACCACGACUUCGGAACCUACAUAGAUAUAGAGUAGCUCCACCAACUCCUCCUAAUGUACCACCAGUAUAUCAGCCGCCUUUACAUUCUGCGAUGCAUUCAAUGACUAAACGAGGACUCCGUUUAUUUUAUUCUGAAGAUGAGGGUGAUUCAAGUGAUGAUGGGAAUAAAAUGGCAUUAGCUACGGUCGUACCUAGACGUGAAAAUCGUUUGGGUGCUGGUGACAGACUUUCAUUAGAUAUUGGAGCUUUAAAACGUCAAUAUGCUCGUUUAAGAGAACGGCAAAGGCAAGCCCAUGUUAUUUUAGCAGCUGCUUGUGCCCGACAUGCAGCAGUUGGUGUUCCGACAUCGCCCACUUCUCUUACGGUAAAUAAUUUAUUAUUAGGGAAAAGUGCAAUAGUUAGUUCACGAGGGCGCAGACUUGGGCCUCCACCAGGGGCAGUUCCACCGUCCCGACAACCAAUAUCACCUCGAGAAAAAACUGAAUUACGUCCUCGAGGCCGUUCAAAUGACACUAUCAGUUGGAAAGAAGAACAAUGUCGUAAGUCACUUAGUAGAAGAAAUUCAUUGAAAUGGAAAGAUGUAAAAAAGGAAAACCCUAAAGACAAAAAUAGAAAAGCUUCAAUUGAUUCUGAUGAGGCAGGAGAUGGAAUUAUCGUAUCUGAAUUGGAAGCCAGUGAAAUGAUUGCUUCUUUGAGGUCACGUAGCUCAAGUGAAACUUCUUCAUAUUCAUCUCGCACAGCAUCUAGUACUGAUACUAGUCUUUGCGAUGAUAACGAAAAAGCUAGCGAUUCAGAAUCAGAAUUAGUCGAUGAUGACAAUGAAAAAGUAACAAAAAAACAUCAUGAUAAAAAGAUUUCUCCUGUUCCAAUUUUCAAAGAAAAUAAACUUCCAUUAACCGUAACAUCACCCGUGGUUAAAGAAGCAAGAAUAAAAAAUACACCUGAUAUUGGUUCUAAAAUAAUAUCUCCAGAAAAACCAGUUAAAGAUAUCAGUGACUAUUUAGAAUCUGCUGCAGGUGAACCACUACGCACUUAUAUUGAUGGAUUCGAAAGUAAAUUAAAAGAUAGUCUGAUUUUAAGAGGCGAAAGUGAAAUAUACAAACCUAUAAGUCCAUAUAAAAAUAUGCCUCCUUAUUCUUCUUUAAUGUCAUCCGAAAAAUGCGACAUACUACAAAAAAAUACUGAAGUUAAAUGUGAUGAUACUUUAAAAUUCAGUGACACUGUUAGGCCUAUGAAUCUUAUAAAAGCUUCUAAAAAUUUUACCGAAUUAAGUCCUAUUGAUCUAUCUCCAUGUGACUGUAACAUUGAAUACAAAUCUCCUUAUGAUUUUAAUUUUGAGUCUAACUUUAAGCAUACUUCUAUUUCUAAGGUAAACACAACGUCAAGACCUCCUGAUUUAAUAGACAGUUUUACAAUAUACCCAAACUUCGUUCCAGACAUAGAUUUAUCGGAUAAAAAUAUAUCAGAUGUUGAUAGCCCACCAAGAAGUCCUGGUGCUGAUAGCAUUAUUGUAAGCGAAGAUGAACCUCCAAUACAAUUAAAAAUCGACAAAUACUUCGAACAUAGUCCGGAAUUUUUUGGUGCGCGUGUGACGGAUCCCAAUAAUUCUGAUAUUCCUAAUAGAAGACCAACGAAGCGACAUUCUAGGUUGCCUAGAAAGCCAGACUCAUUGACUAUUCAUGUAAACACCAAUGAAAAAUUAAUAAAAACAGAAGUAGAAAGAGCAUCUUCUUUACCCCAAAGUCAUAGUUUUACAAGCAAUCCUAGUCCAAACAUAGAACAAGGCUACUGCAUUGGAGAUAAUGCAAAGGAAGUUUGUGUAGCUCAAUCGUUGAUUUCUCCUAAAUCCCCGAAAACUAGACAAGAAACCAAAACAGAUGAAUGUUUUUCUCCUAAAGAUUAUAUUCUACGUUCGGGUCGAAAAAAUAGUGAAAGAGCAUUACAAAUUAUACAAGAAAACUCUAAAAUAUUGAGUAGAAUUUUAACAAAACAAAAUAUACCAGAAACUAAUAAUACAAAAAAGAAUGAAGAUUUUAAAAUUUAUGAAAAGUCACUAGAGAUGCUGAAAACAAAGAAAGAUGAAAGCCUAAUUGAUAACAAUAUUGAAAGUAAACAGAUUGAUUCACCAUUACUCAAAGAAUCAACUUCAGAUUCGUUGAUAGGGUAUAGAAAAAAUAGGGUAAAUAGCGUAACUACAGAAAAAAAUGAAUUUGUGCGAAUCAGACCUAUAUCAAUAGAUGACCCAUUUUCUUUAGAAGUACACAAUAUUGCAUCUAGAAGUGAAAAUUUUCCCCCAAAAACUUCAAAGACUCCCAGUACUGAAUGUUUAGGUAAUAAAACGGAUUUAUAUGGAUGGGAAAAUAAGGGAUUUUUAGCAAAAUGUGAAUUUAAAAGCUCGUCAAUGAAACCGGAAUCCAAAUUCGAAUACGAUUAUAAUAUCAAGUUACUUUCUGAAUCUAGACAAGAUGACUUGCACAGUAGUGAAUUAAAGCCUACAACAUCCGAAUGGUCUCAACAUUCAUUCUCAGGUGAAUCAAGAAGUCCUAUUCCGCCAUUAACAGAACCGAAAGACCUGUCUUUAUACGAUAAACCUUUUAUACAAGGAGAUUAUGAUUAUCAGCUCUCUACUAAAUAUAAUGAUUUUAUUUUAUCUAAAGCAAGUGAUAUAUGUAGUCAAACUGUCGACCAGGGCCCGAAAGUUUGUGAGAAUUUAUCGAAGACUGAAAACAGCCAAGUUAGUGAUUUUACUAAUGUAGUAACUUCUUCUAUUAGUUUCACUUAUGAACGAUCAGUAGACGAUGACUCACCAAUGGGAGCCAAAAGCAACUCUAGCGAUACAUUGUGUCAAAUUACGUCACUUGACCAGGUAUCCACUCCAAUAUCGCCCAAGGUUUUUCCUAGAGAUACUCCAAAGGACAUGUUAGAAAUAAGUGAUAAAACAAAAGUGGAAUCGGAUGAUACAUAUAGUGGUAUCACUUCGGUUUUAGAAACAGAUCCACUUUCAUCUCUUUCUUAUCCACGUAGUCCAUCAUCAAGUUCCUACCAUCCGUUCCCAACGCGCCCAUCUAUACGUCUGCCAAAGGAACUUGGCAUAAAAUUAGGCAUGUAUCCAAAAGAUACCAUGAAUUCCCCAUCUAAAUAAAGUAUACUUUUGUUGAGAGUUAUUAUUGCCUAUUUAAUUUUGACGAUUUUUUUUAAUAAAUCUUUUUAUUUGAUCUAGUUAAUAUAUGACAAAGUAUAUUUUUAU